AUGCAAGAUCCUAUAAGUUUUUUUAUUCCUUGCACCAUUGGAGACAGCACUAUUCAGAGAGCCUUAUGUGACCUUGGAGCUAGCGUCAAUGUCAUGCCACUUUCUUUGAUGAGAAAGCUCCAAAUUGAAGAGGUAAAACCCGCUCGUAUUUCUCUUCAAGUUACUGACUGUUCAAUUAAGUUUCCUUUGGAAGUUGUUGAGAAUUUACUUGUGAAAGUAGGACCAUUUAUUUUUCUUGCUGAUUUUGUCAUACUGGAUAUGGAAGAGGACAAGAAUGCUUCCAUUAUUUUUGGGAGACCCUUUUUAGCUACAGGGAGAGCCCUUAUUGAUGUUCAAAAUGUUGAAUUGACUCUAAGGGUCAAUGAAAAGGAAGUUUUACCUAAUGUGCUAGAGUUUUUGCAACACCCUAGUAACUCUAAGGGGUUGAUGAGAGUUGAUCUUAUUAAUCCAUUGAUUCAUGAGGUAUUUGAAGUUGAAGAGCUUGAUUGUGCUCUAGAACCUCCUUAUGGGGAUGAUUUGCUUGAGAUUGUUAAUUCACCACCUCAUGAGGGGAGACCACACACGCCUAUUGCUGAGGAAGGGCCCCUGAAGCUUGAAUUAAAGCCUUUGCCCCUCUCUUUGAAGUAUGCCUUCUUAGGCAAGCAUGAUUCUUAUCUAAUAAUUAUUAGCGCCUCUUUGAGGCACGAGGAAGAUGAAGCAUUGCAAGAAGUGCUCAGGAGUCUUAAAAUAGCUAUUGGGUGGACCAUUAGUGAUUUGAAGGGGAUUAGUCCAGCUAAGUGUAUGCAUAAGAUCUUGGUUGAGGAUGAUGCUAUAUCGGUUGUGAAACCAUAA
Messenger RNA from Arachis duranensis, 831 nucleotides. RefSeq lists its product as uncharacterized. NCBI's taxonomy places the organism in Eukaryota, Viridiplantae, Streptophyta, Magnoliopsida, Fabales, Fabaceae. The record is from RefSeq and is a predicted model, not a curated record. The transcript has a single exon. Bases 1 to 831 code for a protein of 276 amino acids.